GGCGGCAGUAGACGAUGAGCGCUGCUUGCUUGUGAGGACUAUGGUAUAGGACCUGCGGUACGGACCCUCCAGUACUGCCAGCGCCAGUCAGUUACGGUUUGCUAUGACGACGGUUACGGUGCGUUGUUGCGUGCGAACACCGUUUGGAUAAGGUUCGCGUGUGUGCGGAAAAUUUCUCCCCCCGAGGGCCUGGAUUUUUUUCUUGUUGUCGACUAUCGAAGAAAACCUAGCGAAGAACAGUUUUUUUUUUCCUUCUUAUAGUGUGUCCGGUCAUGAAGAUUCGGAAAAUAAAAUGUUUCUUCGAAUUGACCUGAAUUUUCAGUGAAAUAACUAAUGGGAAUGAUAAGUGAAGAAGAUAACCUCGUUGGUUCGGGGUGAGGGAAAGUGUCCUCAAGGAUAAAGAGGAACGUCCCUGUCUGAGGGAUGAAGGGAUGGCUUUGACGGUGAAUGAUGGCCUGGGGGGCGGAGUGCGACAAAAGUGGAAAAGUGGAUAAUUGAAAGCGAUAGUAAUACAGUUUGCGGCUGAGUAAGUGCGAUAAUUAGCGUGUUGCUUGUGGGAGUUCGGAUCGAAUUUUGUGCGUGAAUUGGAGCGGAACCGUCUCAGAUCGGAUAACCAGCUGACUUGGAAAGCGCUAUGGAUCCCAUCAGAGCACGUUACUUGAAUCCAUCGGCGCGAGGAAAUGACGAACAGAGGUAAACCGAGUGUCACCAGUGUGGGCAUCGAUCGGGUGGGGUGGUCUACGAACCACCACCCCCUCCUGGCAGCGAACGGUGAAAAAAAUCAGGUGCAAAUGACAAUCCUUAGAUUAUGCAGGGGAGGCAUGCUUUCAUCGGUGCUUCGGAUCAGUGGCUGCACGGUUCCAGCUGUGGUUAUAGUGUUCUGUGGAGAGCUUUCAGUGCGGUGAGCUGUGAUUUCCAAAUUGAUUAUUGUUUCGUAAAAUUGGCUGAAAGUUUUGGGUGAAACGAUCGCUCUCAGUGCCUGAGUGGAAGUGCGGUAGUGGCAAGAAUCGAAGCAUGAGUAAAUUCCGAAUUAGCUACAGUGCUUUGGGUAUGUUUGAGGAAGCGUCCAAUAGUUCACCAACUGGUAGUUGGAAAGUGUCACGCAAUGUUAAUUUCCCCCCAGAGUCGUACGACGGAAUGUCCGGCUCCGUUGGUGGCAGCGGUACCAGCAGCGUGAGAGGGGGAUCCGCAAAUGGGAAUGGAGGAAGGAACGGCGGUGGAACUGGAUCCCGUCGUGGGUCCAAGUUUUUCCAGCGGCCGCGAUCGAUGUCCGUCUGGAGUGACAUUAGCAGGAGCAGCAUGCGGCUGGAUGAGAGAGUACGGGUAGAAUAUUAUGUAAAUGAAAACACAUUCAAAGAAAGACUGCAACUAUAUUUUAUAAAGAAUCAAAGAUCAAGUUUAAGGAUACGAAUUGCUAAUCUACUGUUUAAGUUACUAACGUGUAUAUUGUACAUAAUUCGAGUAGUGUCAGAUCUAGAUCCAACGUUUGCGACUUGCUACGGCUGCAAGGUUGCCAACAAGACGGAAUUUCUGGACUCGGCCAAACUGACGGAGGAGGAAUUCCAGGAGAAUCCCAUCAUCAACUGGGACGCGAUCCUGUGGGUCAACCGGUCCACCGAGCUGUGGGCGGUCCAACUGGUGCUGGCGCUCAUCUCGCUCACGGAGGCCCUGCUGAUAGCCUAUCUCGGCUAUAAGGGCAAUAUAUGGCAGCAAAUCCUUUCGUUCCAUUUUAUUUUGGAACUGGUCACAACGAUACCAUUUACAAUUACGAUUUUAUGGCCUCCGUUCAGGAAUUUAUUCAUUCCGGUGUUCCUUAACUGCUGGCUCGCAAAGCGAUCCCUGGAGAACAUGUUUAAUGACCUCCACCGAGCGAUGCAAAAAUCACAGUCUGCCCUCUCGCAACAGCUGACAAUUCUGUCGGCGACGUUACUCUGCCUAGUAUUCACAAGUGUAUGCGGAAUUCAGCACUUCCAACGGGCCGGUCAUCGGCAUCUGAAUCUGUUCCAGAGCACCUACUACGUGGUGGUGACGUUUUCGACCGUCGGCUACGGUGACUUUGUGCCGGACAUUUGGCCCUCGCAGCUGUACAUGGUGAUCAUGAUUUGCGUGGCGCUUAUCGUGUUGCCGACGCAGUUCGAACAGCUGGCCUUCACGUGGAUGGAACGACAGAAGCUGGGCGGCAGCUAUUCGUCUCAUCGAGCCCAAAGCGAGAAGCACGUGGUCGUAUGCUCGACUACGCUGCAUGCCGACACCAUCAUGGACUUCCUGAACGAAUUCUACGCCCACCCACUGCUCCAGGACUACUACGUGGUGCUGCUGAGCCCGAUGGAGCUGGACACGACGAUGCGAAUGAUACUGCAGGUGCCCAUCUGGGCGCAGCGCGUUAUCUACAUUCAGGGAUCAUGUUUGAAGGACGGUGACCUGGCGCGUGCCCGGAUGGCGGAAGCCGAGGCCUGUUUCAUCCUGGCGGCCCGGAAUUAUGCGGACAAAACGGCCGCAGACGAGCACACGAUACUGCGCUCCUGGGCAGUGAAAGACUUCGCCCCCAACGUGCCGCAGUAUGUUCAGAUCUUUCGGCCUGAAAACAAGCUGCAUGUGAAGUUCGCCGAGCAUGUCGUCUGUGAGGAUGAGUUCAAAUACGCCCUACUGGCGAACAACUGUACGUGUCCUGGGGCGAGUACGCUGGUGACACUCCUACUGCACACCUCGAGGGGACAGGAAGGUCAACAGUCGGCGGAAGAGUGGCACCGGCUCUACGGAAAGUGCUCUGGAAACGAAAUCUACCAUAUCGUGCUGGGGGACAGUCGGUUUUUCGGAGAGUACGAGGGAAAAAGCUUUACCUACGCUAGUUUUCAUUCCCACAGAAAAUAUGGCGUUGCCUUAGUUGGUGUUCGACCCGCGGAGUUACCUGAGUUCUACGAGGAUACGAUUCUACUAAAUCCUGGCCCCCGACAUAUCAUGAAAAAAGACGACACGUGCUACUAUAUGAGCAUCACGAAGGAGGAAAAUUCCGCCUUCGUGGUGAACCAGAACCAAAACCAAAGCCCCGACCAGCCUCCCAAAGAAGUAACAUCCAACAUCAUCAUCAACAACAACAACAGUACGACCGCUAGUAACAAUCCGCUCAUGGCCCCAGUGCCUUCGGUCUGUGUACGUGUGCCUCAUAGUCCGAGCUUGAACUCGGUCAACUCGGACAGUCCCGGGUCUCCGCGGAACACUAGCAAACCGCCCCUCGCGAGCAUUGUCCUGGAAAGUGAUGUCACGACACUGGCCGUGCCUACCUAUAGCGAAAGUGCGACUCUCUCCGCGUCCAACACCAACGCCAUCACCGUGUCGGACUCGAAGACGAACCUGAAGGAGGCAUCGACCAUGGCGACGGUCACCACCCAGUCCACCCUCGGACCGCCGGCCAUCACGACGGCCAACCAUCUGGAGAUCCCCUCGAACAACAAUCCGAACCUGCUCAGUCCGGAUAUUCUGAACCAGCGAAGAGGAAGCAGACGGCCUUCGAUUCUGCCGGUGCCCGACAUGUUCACUUCGUCAUCGUUCAGCAUAUCCGGCGAGGAUGGGAUCGACGGCGAGGACAACGAGAGUGAUGACGAGCUGGAUGAUGAUGUCCCGUGGAGGUCGCCAUCGGAAAAGAUUGCCGUCGGAAGCGUCGAUUUUUCCCUCCUGCAAACGGUUUCGCUCGUCAUGAGCUCAUCCGGCGAAUCGAAAUGUUGUAGUUCGUCAUCCGAUAGCAAAGAUUCAACUCAUACACCCCCUGCAUGGCGUACCGAUUAUUCCCGGAUUGUCAAAGGUUUUCCACCCGUUUCGCCUUUCAUCGGGGUCAGCCCGACACUCUGUUUCUUGCUGAAGGAGAAAAAGCCUCUCUGCUGCUUGCAGCUUGCUCAAGUAUGUGAACACUGCAGUUACCGGAACGCGAAAGAGUAUCAGUGGCAGAAUAAAACCAUCAUUCUGGCCGCCGAUUAUGCCUCGAAUGGGAUCUACAACUUCAUCAUCCCGCUGCGUGCGCACUUCCGCUCCAAAACCUCGCUAAAUCCGAUCAUUCUGCUGCUGGAACGGCGGCCGGAUAUUGCCUUCUUGGAUGCGAUCUCCUACUUCCCACUGGUGUAUUGGAUGCUCGGAUCCAUCGAUUGCUUGGAUGAUUUGUUGCGCGCUGGGAUAACACUCGCCGAAAACGUUGUCGUCGUGAACAAAGAACUGUCGAAUUCGGCCGAAGAAGACACUCUCGCGGACUGUAACACGAUCGUUGCUGUGCAAACCAUGUUCAAAUUCUUCCCCAGCAUCCGUAGCAUAACAGAGCUAUCACAAAGUUCGAACAUGAGAUUCAUGCAGUUCCGAGCGCACGACAAAUACGCACUGCAUCUGAGUAAGAUGGAGAAGGUAACUAAUCCGCCCACCGAACUAGUGGAUUGCGAUCGUACCGAUUCCGUUAACACUUUUGAUGAUCUUCAACAGCGAGAAAAGGAGCGUGGAUCACAUAUAUCGUACAUGUUCCGACUGCCAUUCGCCGCCGGAAACGUCUUCAGCGCGUCCAUGCUCGAUACCCUGCUGUAUCAAGCAUUCGUCAAGGAUUAUGUGAUCACGUUUGUGAGACUACUGCUGGGCAUCGAUCAGGCACCCGGCAGUGGAUUCCUUACCUCGAUGAAGAUCACCAAGGAAGACAUGUGGAUUCGAACCUACGGUCGGUUGUACCAGAAGCUCUGCUCGACGACGUGCGAAAUACCUAUUGGGAUCUACCGAACGCAGGAUACCAGCGGAUCUGAGGCCUCACAUGUGAGUAACUCACCCAUCGCCGAAAAAUGGCGUCCAUUUGGAUCGUUCGGCAUAAAACAUUGUGUGCGGUUGCGACCAACGAAAACGAAACAAUGCAAAUGCCAAAACCUCAUCCAUUCACGAACAACACUUGUCACACUCGAAUAGAGAAAAAAAAAACAAAGUUACGCGCCGUUCAAAAUUGUACAUAUAUAUUCAAUCGGAAGUGGAACGGGCGCAGAAAGUAACAAACCAGCAACCAAAAAAACAAAACAGCAGAAUGAAAGUGUGAAAUCCAAACAACCGUUUUUGUCAGUCGCUGCUUCCUCCAAACUCUCAUCUAGAUUCUGCCAGCCGUCAUCUAGUAGAUUCAGACAGCCUAACCCAAGCCAAGUUAUCUUGAUCAAGUAGAUUUUUUUUCCUUAUUGUGAAUUGAUUUGCUUGCUUCGAUAGCUCGAUUUUCUUCUCAUAAUCUCUGCUCCAAGUUGGAAAUCAAACCAAAAAAAAAAACAAAACAAUUUAGAAUAUUCCAUUCGUUGUUUCUGUCUCUGUUUCUGUGUUUCUGUUUCUCAUCAUCUUUGAUCAGUUCUCGAAUUAAGAUAUGAUUGGUUGCGCUUUGAUUAUCAUCCAAAGCACACACAGCUUCCGUAGAAUAGAAAACGUUGCGAGCGAAACUCGUUAUCGCGAGAAACGAAAAGAAGAAAAAACGACUCCACAAAAAUGCAGCAGAUGUUUUUGUUGCAUAAAACCGCUGUCGUUUGCUCCCUGAAGCUUGAUUCAGUUAAAAUCUGGGCCUAAGAAUGCCGCUCCAAUCCCAGGAUAGUUGUGAUAAAAUACAAAAGUUUCAAUGAAUAAUGAAUGUUUUCCAGAAAGUAGCCGACGUUUAUGACUAGCGAGGUAAUGGGCGGAACUAGAGCCACCAUAUUUGAAUCAAUAUCUCCUCACAGCAGGGUUACCAUAUCUACGGAAUAAUCUGUAUUUAUACAGAUUUUUCAGACUUUUUGAAACCAAGAAUCUGUAGUUACAGAUCACAGAUUUUUUAAGUUUUCAUACAGAUUUACAGAUUUUUCAAAAUUACGAUCCAAUAUUAGCUAUGGCUUGAUCUUAAUGAAAUUUUUCCCAUCUCACCAAUUUUAUUCAUAUAUCAUUCGAAUCAGUCUGAAUUAAAAUUCCUUUUGGCAUUCAUAUGUAUCGUGAAGUACUGCUUUCCCAUGUUAAAUAUAAGGUGAAAAGAUGCAAAAGUCUGUGACAUCGGCUGGCUUUACAAUAGAUAAAUGACACUGUUAGUCUUUUUCUUACUAAAGCACAGCGAAUGCGAUUCUACGUGGAUACCAUCAACAUCGUCAAAUUUAUAAUAACUAUGCCAAUCAAUGAUAUUAAAGUCAAAAUUAUGCUUCAAAAUUGAACUUAUAAAUUCAAUACAGAUUUCGAUAAAGAUUUUCUGAGAAAAAGCUAAGAUAUAAAGAUUUUUUGAAACCAAAAAUACAGAUUUUAUUAUGGCAACCCUGGCUCACAGUACGCUUCGAGCUGCAAUAGUAGACCCCGUCACUUGUUAAGUGUGUUCAGUAUCCGAUUUGAAUAAGGUUCCUGUAAAUGAUCUAUAAUAUAUCAAAAUAUUUAUCACUUUAUCUUCAUUUAUCUUGAACUAUUAUUCUGAAAAUGGAUAGGGGAGUGAGUCAGCUAGUCAGUUAGUCAUCUAUUCCGCUAGUCAGCAAAUAACUUAGUCGGUUAGUCAGCUAGUCCGGAAUUGAGAUAGUCAGCUAUUCGGCUAUUUAGUUUGUCAGCUAGUCAGCUGGCACGAAAACAGAUAGUUACCAGAUCAGCAAGUCAGUUAGUCAACUCGUCAGCAAGUCAGCAAGUCCGCUAUUCAGCAGUCAGCUAUUCAUCUAUUCAGCUAGUCAGCUAGUUAGCUAGUCAGCUAUUCGGCUAGUCAGCUUUUCGGCUAUUCAGCUAGUCAGCUAGUUAGCUUGUCAGCAGAUCAGCAAGUCAGUUUGUCAGCUUUGCUGUCCAGUCAGCAAAUCAGCAAGUCAGCUAGUCAGCUAUUCGGCUAUUUAGUUUGUCAGCUAGUCAGCUGGCACGAAAACAGAUAGUUACCAGAUCAGCAAGUCAGUUAGUCAACUCGUCAGCAAGUCAGUUAGUCAACUCGUCAGCAAGUCAGCAAGUCCGCUAUUCAGCAGUCAGUUAUUCAUCUAUUCAGCUAUUCAUCUAUUCAGCUAUUCAUCUAUUCAGCUAGUCAGCUAGUUAGCUAGUCAGCUAUUCGGCUAGUCAGCUUUUCGGCUAUUCAGCUAGCUAGCUGACUAGCUUGUCAGCAGAUCAGCAAGUCAGUUUGUCAGCUUUGCUGUCCAGUCAGCAAAUCAGCAAGUCAGCUAGUCAGCUAUUCGGCUAUUUAGUUUGUCAGCUAGUCAGCUGGCACGAAAACAGAUAGUUACCAGAUCAGCAAGUCAGUUAGUCAACUCGUCAGCAAGUCAGCAAGUCCGCUAUUCAGCAGUCAGCUAUUCAUCUAUUCAGCUAGUCAGCUAGUUAGCUAGUCAGCUAUUCGGCUAGUCAGCUUUUCGGCUAUUCAGCUAGUCAGCUAGUUAGCUUGUCAGCAGAUCAGCAAGUCAGUUUGUCAGCUUUGCUGUCCAGUCAGCAAAUCAGCAAGUCAGCUAGUCAGCUAUUCGGCUAUUUAGUUUGUCAGCUAGUCAGCUGGCACGAAAACAGAUAGUUACCAGAUCAGCAAGUCAGUUAGUCAACUCGUCAGCAAGUCAGCAAGUCCGCUAUUCAGCAGUCAGCUAUUCAUCUAUUCAGCUAGUCAGCUAUUCGGCUAGUCAGCUAUUCAGCUAGUCAGCUUUUCGGCUAUUCAGCUAGUCAGCUAGUUAGCUUGUCAGCAGAUCAGCAAGUCAGUUUGUCAGCUUUGCUGUCCAGUCAGCAAAUCAGCAAGUCAGCUAGUCAGCUAUUCGGCUAUUUAGUUUGUCAGCUAGUCAGCUGGCACGAAAACAGAUAGUUACCAGAUCAGCAAGUCAGUUAGUCAACUCGUCAGCAAGUCAGUUAGUCAACUCGUCAGCAAGUCAGCAAGUCCGCUAUUCAGCAGUCAGUUAUUCAUCUAUUCAGCUAUUCAUCUAUUCAGCUAGUCAGCUAGUUAGCUAGUCAGCUAUUCGGCUAGUCAGCUUUUCGGCUAUUCAGCUAGUCAGCUAGUUAGCUUGUCAGCAGAUCAGCAAGUCAGUUUGUCAGCUUUGCUGUCCAGUCAGCAAAUCAGCAAGUCAGCUAGUCAGCUUUUCGGCUAUUCAGCUAGUCAGCUAGUUAGCUUGUCAGCAGAUCAGCAAGUCAGUUUGUCAGCUUUGCUGUCCAGUCAGCAAAUCAGCAAGUCAGCUAGUCAGCUAUUCGGCUAUUCAGCUAGUUAACUUUUCAGUUUGCAGGUGGACAGCUAAUCAGCAAGUAAGCAAGUCAGUUACUUAGCUAGUCAGUUAUUCGGCAAUUCAGCUUGUUAGCUAGUCAGCUAUCGGGAUAUUCCGUUAGUCGGCAAAUCAAUUAGUCGGUUAGUCAGCUAGUCCGAAAUUCAGAUAGUCAGCUACUCAGCUAGUCAGCAAGUCAGUCAGUCAGUUAGUCAGCUAGUCAACAAGUCAGCAAAUCAGAUAGUCAGCAAUUCGGCUAUUUAGUUUGCCGGCUAGUCAGCUGGCACGUAAACAGCUAGUUAGCAGAUCAGCAAGUCAGUUAGUCAACUCGUCGGCAGGUCAGCAAGUCCGCUAUUCAGCAGUCAGCUAUUCAGCUAUUCAGCUAAUCAGCUUUUCGACAAUUUAGCUAGUCAGCUUGUCAGCAGAUCAGCAAGUCAGUUUGUCAGCCUUGCUGUCCAGUUAGCAAAUCAUCAAGUCAGCUAGCCAGCUAUUCGGCUAUUCAGCUAGUUAGCUUGCCAGCUAGCAGAUGGACUGCUACUCAGCAAGUCAGUUACUUAGCUUGUCAGCUAUUCAGCUGGUCAGUUAUUCGGCAAUUCAGCUUGUCAGCUAGUCAGCUAUCCGGAUAUUCCGUUAGUCGGCAAAUCAAUUAGUCGGUUAGUCAGUUAAUCCGAAAUUCAGAUAGUCAGCUACUCAGCUAGUCAGUAAGUCAGUCAAUCAGUUAGCCAGUUAGUCAACAAGUCAGCAAAUCAGAUAGUCAGCUAUUCAGCUAUUUAGGUUAUUAGCUAAUGAGCUGGUACGUAAACAGCUAGUUAACAGAUCAGCAAGUCAGUCAGUCAACUCGUCAGCAAGUCAGCAAGUCAGCUAUUCAACUAGUCAGCUAGUCAGCUAUUCACUAUUUAAUUUGUCAGCUAGUCAGCUAUUCCGCUAGUCAGCAAGUUAGUUAGUCAGCUAGUCAGCAACUUAGUUAGUUAACUAUUCAGCUAGUCAGCUUUUCGGAAAUUCGGUUAUUCAGCUUGUUAGCUAGUUAGCUAGUCAGCUAUUCCACUAGCCAGUAAGUCAAUUAGCCAGCUAAUCAGCUAGUCAACCUUUCGACAAUUCAGCUAGUCAGCUUGUCAGCAGAUCAGCAAUUCAGUUAUUUUGCUAUUCAGCUAGUCAGCUAGCCAGCUAGUCGGUAGCUAUUCAACAGAACAGUAAGUCAGCUAGUCAGCUACCCAGCAAGUCAGUAAGUCUGUUAGUCAGUUAGCCAGCUCUCAGGGGGGCUGACUCGCUCUUGAAAUAAAGAACUUAAUUUCUUAAAAAUCUGUCGACCAACUGGUCAUCGUUCUAGAAAAAUGCGCUCGUUCAUUAAAUGUUAACUAGACAGCUAGUCAGCAAGUCGACAAGUCAGCUAUUCGGCUAUUCAUCGUGUCAACCAGUCAGCUAAUCAAUAACUUAGUUGAUAAGCAAAUCUAGCCAACAUGUCAGCAAGUUAGCUAGUCAGCUAUCAGGCUAUUCAGCUUGUCAGCUAGCCAGCUAAGACUUGUUCGCGACAAAAUCUAGACACCUCAAUUUUGGUAUAAAACAAAUUUGCAAAAACAAAGUUUAAUUCAUGAAACAAUUUUAUUUCAUUUAUGUAUAUAUCGUUAAUAGUGCCCCCGUGGCCGAGAGGUUAGCGUCUCACAUUAUCAUGCCGGGUGUUCGGGUUCGAUUCCCGUUCUGUGGAUUUUUCGUCAUAGAAUUUUUUUUCGACUUUCACUGUGGUCACACGUAUUCUCGAGCUUGCUCCUCGGAAUACAUUCAAGGUAUGUUAUUGAGGGCUAGUGAAGACCUGUUAGCAACCAAUUUAACUGCGUUUGUCCAAGACUUUCGAAAUUUUUCUAUAGUUAAUGCUUGUUGUUUGCGCUGGGACAGCUCCCUCUUGAAACUUUUGCUUGAUCGAACACAGCUGCCAUACUAAAUAUUUGUUGGGGAAUUUGGCCUUCUUCUCUGCCCUGAAAUGUUCUGCGACGCUUAGAAACUUCCUAGCUGUUGUCAAGCGAGUGUCGAACGAAUUCAAAACACUGUGAACAGUGCUUGAAGGAAAUCCAAGCUUUUUUUGGCAAAUUUUCUUAUUGAGAAAUCCGGAUUUUCUUUGCGACCACAUUCAAUUGCUUUUCACUCUUCUUUGUAGACUUUGUAGUCAAAGGUCUUUUUUUGUAACGGGUACAAUUUUACCCGGAAAGCCACUAAAUACCCUUUUUCACGAUCAUUUCAUCGUGCAUAGGUAAACCAUCCUUUUAACUUGUUAGACCCUUGCUGUUUCGGCAAACUAUUUUUUCUUCGGUCCCCGUUUUCGGUUGCUUGCAAGCACGGAAAGAACGGUUCCUGUCUCACAGAUCAAUCUUCCGAUCGUAAAUUCCAUUACGACUUGUGCUCUGAGCUAUUCAAACGAUAGUCUUACUAUCACGGAAACGUUAGAGGAUACUUGAACUUACCGAUUAACCCACUUUCAACAAUUUCUCAUCUUUCGAACCUCGCAUCUGACAACAAUCAUCAUGUUUUCAGAAUCAAGACGGGUCUAUGGUACUAGGUGAGACCGCUUCGUCACUAAGUUGGUAAGGGGAGCGGUAUAUGAAAACAGUACGGAAGAAAGCAGAAAGGGAAUUAUUUGCUUGAAGCGUGAAAGAGACAGACAGAUCACGAGCGAGCUUUUGCACAAGCGUAUUGUGUUUUGUUUACAAACAAAACACAGUGGAUUUCCAAGAUGGCUGCAGAGUGGUUCUUACACAUUAGCCCACCUUAGGCGCCUUGGUCAGAAUAUUCCCGAAUUGAUCACUAGGAACGCUAUGGUAAAUAUGACAGGGCUCCUAGAUUUUAAAUGAAUCGAGCUUUAUUCAUCAAUCCAAUAAAACAGAAAUUGCCUCGCCAAAAUCCCCAAUAACUUGCUCCCGGUCACUUAGUCUACUCUAGUAAAACUGUUCCUUCCAGUAAUUUAUUCUUGAGUUCCUGUUUUAUAUACAUAGAUUAGUUCACCAAACGUCAUUUAUCAUUUUGAAAAACGUACAACUCUAACUUGUCAUAUCUCGUGCUCUCCACGAGAGACGAGUCGGUAAAUUCAAAACAAACAAAAAAUGGCGCUCAUCACGGACGAAUAAUUUGAUCGCACACGCACACAGUGAGUUUAUUCGGUGGAAAAGAUUCAAUUUCUCUAACCCAAAAAGUUACGAAUUACCUGCUUACCCAAUGUACAACCAAGUUAGGAAUAGUGUAUUCCCUAGUUAUCGUUCGUUUUUUUGGUUGAGUUCAAGUAGAGUAAAAAACAUGUUUGCUUCCCCCCAACACCUUAUAAAUUUCACCAACUCCCGUAUCGAGCAGAACACUCAUUCACAAGCAUUAUGGUUUUAACGUUUCGAAAUGGGUUGGGGUUAUGGUACAAGGCAAAGAAACCUCGUUUGAGGAGGAAAAAAGCUUUGGCUACCAAACUUUGCAUUGAUCACCUUCCUUGGAGCCGAGCCCCAACCCUUCACAAACACAAACACAAACACACCCACCCACUAGUGCAUGGAGUUGCAAACUUAACCCUGAAAAGUUUGGCGAAAAUACGUUCUAGUUUUUUUGUUUUUGUUGUACCAAUCCCUCAUAGCUAGAGGAGGAAAGGGCAAAGCUGGAACAACAUGCAUUUGCGCAACUAAUGUUGCCGUUGCUUCAGCUCAGCAAUGAAUAGCAGGUUCACCAUUUGUUUUUGUUCCACUGCACGGUUGUUUGAGUUCAAAACACGUUGAAGCCCAACCCAGAAGAUAGUGAUCCAUGUAUCUCAUGUUGCUUUCUAGAUGAAAAAUAAAUAAUUACGAAAGAAAAAAAAACAAUUCACCACGCCCCGCUUCUGUUACUUUAUGUUUUCAUUACCUUUUUUGUGUUAUGUCACACAAUGAAAAAUUACAUGUCUGUUAUCUAAUAUGAAACUAAUUAUUACUCAUCUUAACAACGCUCGCUUGAACUCGCAUGUCCGUUUGUUCGUUUCGCUCGUAAUCGACCAAAACAAACACCAACCAAAAAAAAAACCAACAAAAAAAAAUCUAUGAAAAAAAAUCCAUACAUCCAACCACCAACACCAAAUCAUCACCAUCAUCAA
This is a messenger RNA of Toxorhynchites rutilus septentrionalis, 12219 nucleotides long. RefSeq names its product potassium channel subfamily T member 2 (gene SLO2). The record is from RefSeq and is a predicted model, not a curated record. The transcript has 24 exons. Lineage: Eukaryota; Metazoa; Arthropoda; Insecta; Diptera; Culicidae. Gene Ontology annotation, cellular component: membrane. Gene Ontology annotation, molecular function: intracellular sodium-activated potassium channel activity. Gene Ontology annotation, biological process: potassium ion transport. Bases 1015 to 4926 code for a protein of 1303 amino acids.